CAUGUUAAUGACCGAUAUACCUACCUAAAAUAACCCUAUAAUGUAAAUUAGCGUUAACGCAAUUUACAUAGAUAGGAAGAGAGAUUUAUUUGGCAAAUGUUAACAUUUUCUGCUUCUCUGCAAUAACUAGGCCCUAUGUGUGGAAAAUAACGAACACCUUUCUGGAAGUAGGUAAAUGACUCAAUUACUUUUGAAACUUGCUUUCAGGUUUCCUAGAAGCACCAGGUUCGUCGUCUGAGUUGAGGAACAUAUUUUUAUCGCAGAUUUGGUGCGAAAGUUUUAAGCAGUGAAACUGUCACUGAGCUGUGUGCCAUUCAGGGUUGUUUGGUUUUCCUUUGAGCGCGAUUGUUAGUGGUUUCCAUUGGCAACCGGGCCCGUGCUCACAAAAACAAGAAGCUCGCUCAUCCGGACUGUCCCAUCCCAACAACAGAGGAGACCGGGGGAGUUCACCAUGAUGUAAACAGUUGCGGUGACGUCAAUGCUGUCAUCACUGUGAACAGGUGAAGAAAGAAAAACAGACAGAGAGGGCCUCCUGCCUGAUCAUGACUGCUGUGGUUCGACCUGGAGUCAAUAUUUCAGAGCUAUGUGAGGAAGGAGACAAGUUCCUUGAGGCCGGAGAGCUAGGGAGGGCUACCUCUCUCUACAUGUCUGCCUUCAGGACUCACGCCGCCUCCACCAUGUCCCACAUGCGGAAAAUGAAGUCUAGCCUUGGUGGGGUGAUUUCCACUCUAGAAGGUUGGCUUGACAGUCACGAGGAGACCCAGCCUGCUGAGGGUCUUAAUAAAGGUCUUGCAGCCGUGUUCCUGUCCACACUCUGCCCCAACAAUCUGUCAGCCACCAUUUUUAAAAUGGAGUCUCUACUUCAGAGUGGUGGGCAUGGCUACGAGGAGAUUUUUGCUCGCUGCACUGCUCUGCUUGAAGGGAAACAAGACCUUCAACCACAAGGUGUGAAUGGCAUGGUAUUGGAGAUCACUCGUGCCCUGGCCUGCUUGUUCUCAGAGCCUCACAGUAUCAAGGGGCUGAAGCUUUACCUCAAAGCUUACCAGAGUAACAAAUCUGAAACAGUCAAACUGAUUACAAGCAGACAAGCUGAGCACCUACCCAAAAUAGUGAGGGCCUUUAUAGACCAAACACUGCACAUAUAUCCCUCAAUGUGUGACAACAAGCGUGCAGUAACAGCAAAGGACAAUGAUAAGCUAGAGGUAGCAGCUUCCUCUACAAUUAUUGAGUUUUUGUUGGCUAUCUCAUCUGAUAAUAUAGAAGUGCAGGAACUUCAAGCAGCAUAUUUUUUUUUGACAGGCAGGUUUGGGGACAGCGCAGAGGUGUACUCUGCUCUCUUGGGUCAUAGUCAAUGUCAGAAAACGUCAGAGAGUAGUACCGACAAGUCAUUUCAAGACACUCCUGAGAGGAGAGCCAGACUCUUAACCAGUCGAGCUGCUGCCUGUUUGUCAGCAGGUGGACGGACUGCAGAGGCAUGCAUGGAUCUAGGAGAGGCUUUUGAGAUACACCCUGCCACUGCCCGUAUUUAUUUCCAAAAGCUAUUCGCAGAUCAUGGUACAGGGGUGGCUGCUCGCACCCAUCUCCGUCAGCAGGCAGAGAGAGGCCUGUCUGAUUACAGAGAAAGGGUCCUCAUCCGUCCAGACCUGAGGUCGACUGAAGGAGUUGAACUCCUGGACCCUGUGAUCACUCACCUGCGGACUCUGUGCCAUUUAGAGCCUGACGGGGGAGGCAGAGAGCUGCGGGUACGGCUGGCCGACUGUCUUCUCCUCAGAGGGGAACACAAAGAGGCCCUCUCCAUCUGCAGCCAGCUAGCUGCCUCCCAAGGUCAGCAGAGCUACCAAAACACAGUGCAGGUUCUUCGUGGAUAUGCACGACUUCUCUCUGAUGACCACAAGGGGGCAUUAGAAGACUUCCAGGCUGUAAUUGAACACAAUGCCCCCCACCCGUGCAGCUGUGUGCGGGCGCUAUGUGGCAGGGGACUCCUGCGCAUGAUGGGUGGCUUAAACUACCUCACAGCUUUAGACUAUGUGACAGCCAGCAGGCUGCAGCCUCAGGAGACAGCACUGACUGUUCGCUGCUUAGUGCCAUGGAACUACCGGGGGCUGCUGUUUACUGUUUUACUGGAGCAGGGACGAGUCAUGCUGGAGGGGACUGGAGAGCACAAAUCCAAGUCCAGUUCUAGUGAAGACACCCAACAGCCCCGGCAAGGGCUUCAGCUGCAGGCCCUGUCAAAGAGAGACAACCACAGAUCAGGGACCCCUGCUGGUGUCCAGUCCCUGGCUGUGCUGCUGAUGGAGCUCCAGCCCGGUGCUGAUGGGGCCCAGAUCCUGGCGGCGGAUGCCUUGUACCAGCUUGGCCGGGUGGAGGAGGCCUACCGGCUGCUGCUUUCCAUUGGGCCCACCAGUCCGCGGGCAUCCAUACUGGCUCGCCUCGCCCUGCUGCAACUUCAGAGAGGAUUUCUUUAUGACACCAAUCAGCUGUUGAAAAAGCUCGUUCAGUGCGGUGAGACAAGCUGCUUGCGCUCGCUGUUAGCGGUGGCACAACAGAAGGACCUAGCACUGCUGCAGGCACACUGCCACUCUGCUGCGAAACGCAUCCUGGAGGGCACGCGAGAGGAGAGUGCUAUCAGGGAGGCUGUGGCAUAUCUCUCCAUUGCUAUCAUGGCCUCUGGUGGCGAGGCAGCUGACUCUUUGCUAGAGAGAGCGAGGUGUUAUGCCCUGCUGGGCCAACGAAAGACGGCCAUCUUUGAUUUCAGUGCCAUUCUGAAGGAGCACCCAAAACAUGUUAAGGCCCUCUGUGGAAGAGGCUUCACCUAUCUCAUGUUGAACCAACAAAAGGAAUGCACUCAAGACAUCCUGGCAGCACUUCAGAUAAACACUGACAUAGUCACCAUAGACAUCCUGUCACUCAAGGACAAGGCACGGAAGCUGGUCUGUGAUUGGCUGCAUCAGUUCUGUCGGACCAAUCUGUCCGACAUCCUGGUCACUAAUGCUGUCCCCUGCCAUGAAGAGCAGCUAAGAGAUGCUUUUAUAAUUUGUGGCGCUCUGAUGAGGACUGGCUGCAGAGACCCCAGAUGGCAUCUUCUCUAUGUGGACAUACUCUUAGCCAAAGGUGAAAUUAAGGCAGCAGGUGCUCAUCUGUGCCAGGUGUUUGGCCAGGAGCCAAGAGAUGCAGUGGCCCAGGCGAGGGUGGGUGUGAUGGAGACCUGGCAGCAGAACUACCGCAGUGCAGCCUGCAGGCUCAGCAAACUGAGUGAGAAAGAUUCAUCCAGCCUGGACUUCUUGCUGGCCCUGAUCCCAUCCAAUCAGCGAAAACGCAUGGCACAGGCAGCAGCACAGGAAGCCAGCAAUGUGUCAUCAGGUGGCCAGUGGGAUCAGGCCCUUACACUCCUGACUGUGGCAGUACAAGCUGUGGGUAAUCACAGACUCCAGUAUCUUCGCCAGCGGGCUGCCUGCCUCGCUCAGCUGGGCUUACACGAGCGGGCUAUAACUGACCUGGACAGAGUUAUCCAGAGACACGGUGGAUCCGACUCCAGAUGCUCAGACGACCCCCAAGUCUGGGUGGAGGACCUGUGUCUGCGUGGCCGCAGCCUGGUGCUCUGUUCCAGAGAAGGAGCAGCUCUGGAGGACUUCACUCGGGCCUUGGAGCUCCACAGGAACCUGGCCAUCCAGUGUGUUGAGGCUGGUCUGGGGAGGCUGCGUCUGGCUGAGUGCUUCCUGCGGGGGGCGCUGCAGCAUUAUGGGGAGGAGCAGCUUAGUAAAGCCUGGACAUUAAUUGAAUGUGGCCUUGUCGUGGACAGUGAGAACGCAGAGCUCCGCAGACUGAGGACAAGGGUCAAACGAGAAGUGGCCAGUCCCUGCAAUGUCAACUAGUGCUGAUAGUCAGAAUCACACAGGAGCUCCAGCCGAGCUUAUAUUACGUUGCCAGGUCAAUGCCUGUUGGGGAGAGCGGGGUGAUUUGAGCCUGUGGGGAAGUUGAGCCACCCCUUGUUUCUCUGCAACCAUAGACAAAAUUGGUCAUGUGAAUACACAUUUUUGAGUCAUCCAUUUUACUCACCCUGUGAUGGAGAGAAGGCCCAUGGAAUAACUGAUAAGCACAUUUAAGAUAAAAAAAUGUGAUUUUUUUUUAUGUUCAAGGAGUCCUGAUUCUUGUGUCUGAACAAUUACUGAGAGGUUUGAGAAAAUCUGUUGAAAAUGUGUUAGUGCUUUAGGAAGUUACAAUAUGAAGCUGUAAUGUUAGCAUGACUUUAGUCUUAAACCGCUGGAUGACACAAUUUUGUUAAAAUGGCAGGGAUGGGGUAAUUUGAGCCCAAAAGACCUGGGGGAAGUAUAACCAGCUAUUUUACUGUAAUUUUACAUUGCAUUCUUAUGCAUCACUAAAAUGAUGUGACAUAUGCAUUUUAGACCAGAAACCAUCAUGUCAUGCUUCUAUGAAUGGAAGACAGACAGGCUUCAACUCCUAUUGUGGGUUUGGACAGAGUAGUGGGAGAGGUAAAAAAAUGGGAAGUACAUACAUAAGGUGACAUGAUGAGAAACAGGAUGACUUUAAAGCAAUACAUUCAUAUGAAACAACUAGGAGACAUAGCUGCAAUGUUUCACUAUCUAAGUGCAAUUAAAUGUUGGGAACUGGCAUUUGAGUUUGCACAAGGAAAUGACAUGAUGUCCCCGACCCCCAUAUGGCUCAACUUACCCCUCAUGUGGGGCAAGUUGAGCCAAGAGUCCACUUUUUUUUGGAACAGUUUAUUUUAGAUCUAAACUGAUGGUUCCCAGUGAUGCACCACAUAUUGCAUACAUAUUUUAGUUGGAGACAUUACUGUCAUGUCCUCACUUUAAAGACACCUCAAGUAAAAACUGGCUCAACUCACCCCACUCUCCCCUACCUCAAGUUAUUGUAUUAUGGACGAAUGCUCUAAUUGGAGAGAAACUUUCCC
This is a messenger RNA of Micropterus salmoides (largemouth bass), 4930 nucleotides long. RefSeq names its product tetratricopeptide repeat domain 34 (gene ttc34). The coding region runs from base 543 to 3872 and encodes 1109 amino acids. Lineage: Eukaryota; Metazoa; Chordata; Actinopteri; Centrarchiformes; Centrarchidae. Gene Ontology annotation, molecular function: protein binding. The transcript is spliced from 8 exons. The record is from RefSeq and is a predicted model, not a curated record.